AAUGGGCUCCUGGGCCUGUGCCUAGUAGGCCUGUUUAAUGACACAUCCAUGCCUUGGACAAUAUUUUGCAAAUUUCUGCACAACUACUACUGCUGAAUAACUGCACAGCUUAAAAUAUUUUACUUUUUUUAUUGUAUUUUUCUUCUAUUGCAUAGACUAUCUGUGUCUCUUGAUUUUUUUUCUUUCUUUUUCUUUUCUUUUUUUUUUUUUGCAAUACUCGCUUUUAUUGUAAAUUUCUCUUCUUUAUUUUAGUCUAUGUUAUACACCAAUACUCCAAAGCAACGCCCCUGUAUGCGAAAAACCUGCUUGGUAAUAAACCGGAUUCUGCAUUUUAUUGUGAAACGCUUUUUAAACCGGAAACAAGGUGUCCCUUCGUGAAGUCUCGCUGUCCAACUACAACCUCAGCUGAAUUUAUAACACCAGUGUACGGAACCGAACAGGCGGACAAGACAGUGUGUCGCCGGUUAGUUGUUAUCACCUUAUUGUCCGGUAACGUAGUGAUGCGAUGUGAGGAACCCCGCGAGGCUCGGACAGCACCGUUACACCGGUUAAACCGACUGUGGUGGACUCUCCAGCCGCAAAGCCUGGACUGACUUCAGAUUAAAAAAAAAAAAGAAAAACACCCUGCGAUGUUUUUACAUUUCCCAGUGUCCUGAUAACUGCAGACUUCAACCCAAAGUGACAGCACUUCAUUGAGCUACCACUGGGAGUCACAAAAUAUAUAGGCUUCAAACUACUUCUCAGCAACCAGACAUCAUGUCUUCCAGUCAGCGUCGGUCAGAUGUCUACAUAAAGGCAGAACCGAGCAGUCCAGAGGGAGGUGGGGGAGGUCGGAUCAGUCCUGGCGGUGCCUCCUCGGACUCCUCUCAAAGUGGAGGCGGAGGAACCAGAGGAGACGUUGUUAAACGUUAUUCCCCGCCACUCUAUACGCCGGCUCUGCGUUGCCACUUCAAAGAGGAAUCCGGGGAUGUGGCAGAGGAGGGCUCCACUGGAAAUGGAGCAGGGCGGUGCAAGUACGCCCUGAGCACGCUACCCAAGAGGCUGUGUUUAGUAUGUGGGGAUGUGGCCUCGGGUUACCACUACGGCGUGGCGUCAUGUGAGGCCUGCAAAGCGUUCUUCAAGAGAACCAUCCAAGGUAACAUUGAAUACAGCUGUCCAGCAUCUAACGAGUGUGAGAUCACCAAGAGGCGCAGAAAGGCUUGUCAGGCAUGCCGCUUCACCAAGUGCCUCAAAGUGGGCAUGCUGAAAGAGGGAGUUCGCCUCGACAGGGUCAGAGGUGGAAGGCAGAAGUACAAAAGACGCCCAGAAGUGGAGAAUGCAACAUACCAGAGUGCCCCUCUAUCACUGACAAAGGAGGAGAAAGGUUCCUCCAACAUCAUUGUGUCCCACCUUCUAGUGGCCGAGCCAGAGAAGUUAUUCGCCAUGCCCGACCCUCUGCAGCCUGACACAGCCCAGCGCACGCUCACCACCCUGUGUGACCUUGCCGACCGGGAGCUGGUCGUUAUCAUUGGCUGGGCCAAACACAUUCCUGGCUUCCUGUCGCUGUCCCUAGCAGACCAGAUGUCUGUGCUGCAGUCGGUGUGGCUGGAUGUGCUGGUGCUCGGCGUAGCGUACCGCUCGCUCGGCUGCGAGGACGAGGUGGUGUUCGCAGAGGAUUUUGUCCUUGAUGAGGAGAUGUCACGUGUCGCUGGACUGACAGAGCUAAAUGCAGCAAUUAGUCAACUUGCUCGCCGCUUCCGGGCGCUAAACAUGGACCGGGAGGAAUUUGUCAUGCUAAAAGCCAUCGCACUCACUAACUCAGACUCUGUUUACAUCGAGGACAUGGAGGCUGUGCAGAAGCUGCGAGACCUCCUCCACCAGGCCCUGCUGGAGCUGGAAUGUCAGCGGCGCCCAGACGAUCCCCAGCGGGCGGGACGCCUCCUUUUAACAUUGCCCCUCCUCCGACAGACUGCUGGUCGUGCUCUCACCACCUUCUACAGCAUCAAGACCCGGGGCGGUGUACCGAUGCACAAACUAUUCCUGGAGAUGCUGGAAGCCAUGAUGGACUCUCCCUAGAGCGGCAAGCAGCAGGAGGACGCAGAGAAAAGACCCAACAGAGAUCUAGUCUUCAAGAGUGGAUGAGUGGAUUUGUGAGAAGUGAAAGAUUUUAUUAGAGAAUUAUUAAUGAGGAAAAUGGUCCUUUCCCCUCUUUUUCCAUAGGCUACAUGAAAGGAACACGAGAAAAUAAAAACCUAAGUAAGAUGUAACUGCCACGCUUCAGUAAAAAGCUCCGAGAUCAAAGAGUGACAACAUUUAACAUGAACGCCAGACUACUUCUCAGUUUCAACUAAUUUCAUGGUGUGUUUCAUCACAGCGUUGAUCUGCAGUUGCAUAACCGCUGAAGAACAUUUCGGCACCCGAGAACAGACUGCAAACGUGGCUUUUGAACUUUUUAAAAACAAAGCAACAUCUAUUCAUGAAAGCCAUACUAACAUAUCCGGCGAGAGACUCGAGGGUCCAGUAUAGGGUCAGGUUGACAUGCACAUGGAGUGCUUGUAUUUACUAUAGUUUAGUGUGCCGUUGUAGGCAAAUUCAUAGGAAUUACUUGCAAUAUGUUAAAAGCAAUAUACUGACUCGAUUAUUCUGUCACAUUUAAAAUGUGGAUAAAAAGGUGAGACAUCUAGUUGUGUGUGUGUGUGUAUAUUAGUCGUUCUCCACUCUCAGAACCCCAAGUGCUGAUCUCUGAGACCUGGUAGAGGCUGGUUUGUGUCGGGUAUGCUGCGAGUAGAUUUAAAAAUGACAUUUCUGGGGUUAACUACCGGAGUUGGGAACCACUGAUGUACAUAGUAGGUGCAGAAUUCUUUAUAAAAGGUUGUGCAAUUGAUCUGUAGUCCAGGAGAAGUGCAUAUGAAGACUGUGUGCUCAUGGAAUGUGUUACGUGGAAGGGGAUAUAAUCAGUGUUGUAUGUACACACAAAAAAAAUGGCUUCCAUACAAGCAAGCGUGUGCGUCCGUGUGUAGUCCAAACUAAUGAGCUACACUGAGAUCAGGGAAGAACACAACUCUUUGACAUUAAAGCGUGGCAACAACAGUGCUUAGAUAAGAAAUGCAUAUGCCUCAUCUGCUUUUUUUUUUUUAAUAUACGAUUCUCUGCUAGAUCUAGCCACUCUUUUUGACUUCAGCAGCUGCGCUGUUCAAAAACAAUGGUCGGACCUAUUUGAUUUGUGGGCUAUGACACUAAUCCAUAUGAUUGAUAAGUGUAUGAUGAGAUUUGGCUGCAUUUUCUGCAGUCGUAAAGAGCAUUGCGUAAAAGAUCUCGAUUGUUUCGAUGAGAGAUUUCCUCAUUCGUGUACGGACAUCUGUCGAACCUGUAGGUGCCCGGAAUGGGCUCAGGACAAUGCAACAUAUGCAACAUCUUCCUCUUGGAUGUUGAAACCUUGUCUGACGACAUCCUGAAAGCCCUACUCAUUGUCCAGCAGGUUUGUGUACUUUAAAGGUAUACUAUGCAGAAUUGUGGUUCCAGUUUUUGAGUAAGUAAAUGCCAACUCCAGAUUCAGUCUUGUUGAGCGUUUUGCCACGCUGUCUGCACUGUUUCUCUUGGAUGCCUGCUGCUAACGAUCUGGCACCUGGUCGCUACCUUUACAAAAAGGGAGUACGCGCCCAUAAAGGUCCCGAACGUAGAAAAUACGAAGAAAGUAAGAAAAUGCAGGCAGAAAACAAUUCCCCGCCACACACUUCUAGUGAGUCAUAAGUGAUGAUUGAGUGGAAUACUUCUCUGAGACCAUAUUUUUUAGGAAAAUCCUGCAUAGUAUAUCUUUAAACUAGAAAGGAUCAUUAUAGUACGCUUCCCAUGCAAUGCAGAGCUACAGUAUCUGAUGUCAACCAUCAGAUAUUUAGUGGCCAAAGGGCCAUUGAUCUUUCAGCCAUGUACAGUUCCAUUUGAAUAAACAGAAACAUGCAAUUUAUAGUGGAAUAAUAAUAAUAAAGCCAGCAAAUGUGAUACAAAUCCCCCAUUAUGAUUAUAUUUGUGCAGCUUACAGUGUUCUGAAAUUUGUAAAGACUUGAAACUUGCUUUUUCAUACAUUUUACUUUCUAGGAUUUAAGGGUAUUUUAUUUACAUUGUGACACUGUUGUGGGUUUGGUAUUGAAAUGAAGCUUUCCAUUCAGGAUAUUGUGAGGUUUUUUUUUUUUUUUUUAAAUGUAAGCAGUUGUCUGAAACUGAUUGUCAUUUUAGGGAUCAAUUUACAUGGCUCUAUAGAUUUAGCGGCACGGCGAGGCUACAGAGGGCUACCUCAGGAGGCAGAGUAAGCCAGACAGCCAAAUAACUGUGGAGACAAAAUGUAAGUCUUGAUCUUUUGAUAUGUCGACUUAAAUUUGAACAUUGGGUUUAUUGGAUGUCUUUUACAGUUGCGAAAACACCUGAGAUCACUUUUUUGUUUUGUUCUCGUAACUUUAAGGUGUAUAUGGCUCAUUUCUCAUGCUUUAUAAGAUGACCCGUGGUACACUGUCUCACACUGGGUGGCAAACCUACAGUUGGUGUGGCUUUACAGGAAUAAUGGUGCAGCUCGAAAACACUGGAGGUCAUUUACGGCAGUUUAACUUGUAACACACGGGUGUUAUGAUAGCAGCAGGGGGUGCUGCGGAUUAGGGACUGAUACCCUGUGAAAUCUGACACUCCCCUGUUUGGUUUUGUGUUCAUAAGUUACAAAUUACGUGUUUCUAUAGAUUCCUGGGUUGAAUUAGAGCUGCUAAAGUUUCUUCUUAUUAACACAGUCAUUCAACAAUAGUAGUUUUUUUUUUUUUUAAUUAGCAUACCAAUAUGUUCUAGGUACGGUGGGUUAGGGUGAAGGCAGGGUCAUUUGCAAUGUCACUGUUGAAAUUAUACAGUCAUUUGUAGUUUUAUUAAAUAUGUGCGCAUUAAUAUAAAUGAGCAAUACAAUAAAUUACCAAACCUCACACAUUUCCUUGUAUAGCCACAGUGUACAUUUAACAUUGCCAGUUAUAAUGAAGAAUAGUUACUAAACGUUAUAUUAUUUAGAAGUUCCAAUCAAUGUUUGUAUUUUGAAUGACUAUUUAAAUGAUUAAAUUCUAUUUUUUACUCAAUUUACUGUUGUUUGUUGACACUGCUUUAUUUUUGUGUGUGAUAUUGGCUGUGACUUUCUGUGUGUAGAUUUUUUUUUUUUUUCAUUUAGAUAAAACAGUUUGAUGUCCUUGUCUAAACAUGUUCACAUUAAAAAAAAAAAUCACUGUGAAAAAAGUGAGAUCUUCCACUGUCUGACGCAACGGGGAGUGGAUUAUUGUAGGUGCUUUGUGUUGUGUAAUAAAUGGACACACCACCACCACA
Molecule: messenger RNA, 5322 nt
Organism: Epinephelus lanceolatus (giant grouper)
Lineage: Eukaryota; Metazoa; Chordata; Actinopteri; Perciformes; Serranidae
Gene: esrra
Product: estrogen-related receptor alpha
Biological process (GO): regulation of DNA-templated transcription
Cellular component (GO): nucleus
Molecular function (GO): nuclear steroid receptor activity; sequence-specific DNA binding; steroid binding
Source: RefSeq, a predicted model, not a curated record